UUAACAGCUGCAGGAAACAGAAGCAAGAGGAUAUUGAAGGGGGGGGGGGGGGCACACACACUUGAUACGCAUCCGUUAAACAGGCUUUUCCUGUUUCACGCAGUGCAUCAUGUUUGCAUUCACUUCAAACUUCUGGCAGCUGGAUUGUCAAGUGUUGUGCAUGUUCAUCUGCAGGUCAGGAACUACAGCAGCUCUCACCUCAGGGCAAACGACCUUUGAACCAUUACCAGACGUAUGCCCUCUGCAACUCUUGACCAAAUGCCUCAUGCAUCCUUUUAACUGACACAAUGAAAAUGUGCUCUGACCAACUGACAAGACAGAUUUUUAGCUCCUGGGUUGUGUUUGCUCUUAUCAAAUUGGCCCAACAGUCCUGUCUAUUCAGCUUUGCAACACUGAUCAUGGUGAAUACCUCCUCUUAGUUAGGAUGUUGUAAUGUUGACGUAGUGUGCCUCUGGUGACAAAUAUUAUAAAGGAUAUAUUCGCUUUAGUUUGGCUGGCUGUUGAAAGCUACGGCAAAUUCAUGAAACAUAUGCAUUAUGUGUAUAUUAUUGCAGUCUCUUAAUUAAAAUGGGGCUAACUCGUGCUUUCGUUGUGUAUGUUUACCCACAACUGCUGUUCGUCGUUGUUGUUUUUUUCGUUUUUUUACUUGGCUUAGUAAAACAUAUCAUGCCAAACACAACAGGACAAUGUCAGGGAGGGUCUGCUAGAUGCGGUUUCACAUCGGUUUGUCUUCAGUGAGUUCUCACCUCUUUAAUCUUCCUCAUGACUUCCUUUGGCGCUGCGCCUCCUCCUGUGACUGCGGUUACGCGUCUGCGCGCACACGGCCAGUCGCGGCAAUGGCGAGGUUAAGCGAGCACGGGAUCCGCCUGAGUUCCAUGAGCCCUUCCUUCCUGAACAGCAACUCCACAAGUCACACCUGGGCCUUCAGCGCAGUGGCAGAGCUCAUAGACAAUGCAUCAGAUCCUGGUGUUACCGCUAAACAGAUCUGGAUAGAUGUAGUUGAUGAGGCCGGGCAGCUGUGUCUAACCUUCACUGAUAACGGUAGCGGCAUGACUCCCAACAAGUUGCACAAGAUGCUCAGCUUUGGUUUUACAGAAAAGGGUUCGGGUAGGGCCAGUCUGCAGGCCAUCGGUGUGUACGGGAACGGGUUCAAGUCUGGCUCGAUGCGUCUGGGCCGCGACGCGCUCAUCUUCACCAAGAAUGGCGGCUGCGAGACUGUGGGAAUGCUGUCUCAGACCUACCUGCGAAACAUCAAGGCCCAGGCCGUCAUUAUACCCAUCGUCCCCUUCAACCAACAAACCAAGUCUCUGGUGGUGACCGAGGACUCGGAGGCUAGCCUGGCAGCCAUCCUCAAACACUCCAUCAUCACCUCCCAGGAGCAGAUUCACGCACAAUUUGACUCCAUUCUCUCCAAAAAAGGCACCAAGAUAUUUAUCUGGAACAUCCGCAGGGCAAAAGAUGGCAAGCCAGAGAUAGACUUUGAGACCGAUGUGAGCGACUUCCGUUUGCCCGAGAUUCAUGAAAAGGAGCUGAAGAAAUAUCUGAGGACCGGUGGAUCCCCGGGAGCCAGACAUGACAUCCCUGACAUACACAAAAGUCUCAGCGACUACCUCAGUAUCUUGUAUCUGAAGCCGAGGACACAGAUUUUUCUGAGGGGGAAGAAGAUUGUGGUUAAGCUGGUGUCGAAGAGGCUGAAACUCAUUGAGCAUGAUGUCUACAAACCCCAUUUUAGUAAAGAUAAGGUGAAGGUGACCUUUGGUAUGAACCCAAAAAACAAAGACCACUUUGGCAUCAUGAUGUACUACAGGAACCGACUCAUUAAAGCCUACGAGAAAGUGGGCUGCCAGCUGAAGGCUUCAGGUCAAAGGGCAGGUGUUGGGGUCAUCGGUAUCAUCGAGUGCAACUUUCUCAAACCUGCCCACAACAAGCAAGACUUUGAAUUCACCAAAGAAUACAGACUCACCCUCGGUGCUUUGGGCUUAAAGCUGAACGACUACUGGAAAGAGGUGACAGAGAAGAAGGCCAGAGAGCGCGAGUUUCAGGCUGUGGAAAGAGACGAAGAUGCAGACCAGCAGGAUUCUGACGAGGGUCCCAUGUGGAUACAGUGUGAAGACUGCCUGAAAUGGAGAAAUGUCCCUGUAAGUCAUUAUAAUGUGGCUCCUGAAAGCUGGACCUGCAGCCAGAACCCCAAUUCAAAUUACAGAAGCUGCUCUUCACCAGAGGAAGCAGAAGACGUCGAGGAGCUGUUAACACCCAGCUACCAGAAAAACCACAAGAAACAUUUUUCCGACAGAGAGGAUCGCAAAAGCAGAAAACGAGAAAAAUCCAUGGAGGUGAGUGAGUCCCAGGACGAAAGCCAGAAACAUCCGCCCCUCUCACGCAGUUCAUCAGAGCCGAGUUGGCCCACCAUCCGGUCAGAUCGAAGCCGCACAGAGGAAGACACACUCGGAUCAGACCGGACGCGCACAGUUCACGCAGACGCACACGUUCAUGACGAUGCGCAGACACAAAGCACCGUCACAGCUGAAGUCACACACACGCAGCAGAGUCACGGUGGAAGACGCAGAGUCAUUGAAGGCAAGACACAAGUCACCCAUGUGGAAAAGGAGAGCAUCGAUAACAGGGGAGAAGCUAAAGAGAGAGACACGGACGUGCAGCCGGUUGAAAGAGAAAAGGAGGACACGGACGCAAAAAGCCACAAGAGGAAAUCACGAUCGUUAAUUGACUCUGUGAAAAAGAAGCCGCGUCUUCAGAAAGAGCAGCCGGACUCAGAAAAUACGGCCAAAGAGAUGAACCCUGAGAAACCGACGGAUAUACCCGAGACGGUGUUCUCGGAGAAGACCAGGCCUGGCGGUAGCAGCCGAGUGGAGAAACAAGGUGAUGCAGCACAGCGAACGCCCACCAAUCUCUCCUGGAACCACUCGCUCCCCUCCACCCAGACUGUGAUGGUUUCCCCUCUGAGUCGAACAGAAGGGCCUUGGAGCCGAAUGCCUCCAGAGGGAAGUGGGUGGGAGGCUAACGUGCAGAAGCUGGCCGGGUUGGAGAAAGAGGCCCAGAGGCUACGAAGGCUUCUUAAUCUGGAAGUUACAAAGACAACUCAAGGCACGAUGACAACUGCUGAUCGCAGCUCUGAAAAGUCCACAGCAGGGCCGGAGACGCGUCCAGCCUCCAGAGCAGGAAGAGAGGUCGGCUGCCAGACCGACUUGUCUGAGAGCUGCAGUUCAUCCAGCAGCCUGACCUCGGCUCCAGGUCUUCUGGGGAUGGUGGUCCUGGGUCAUAGAGCUGUGUGCGGGCUAAUAGGGCAACCUGAGCAGAACGUGUCUAAAAAGGAGAAGACAGAAGCUCAGAGCAAGAUGAGAGUCGGGGACAGCGAGGCCUGUGAAAGCAACAGAUCUUCACAAGAAGAUCUGCACAGCAUCCGUAACAAUGUGGUGGUGCUUCUCACGGCCCUCUUGCCUCAACUGGACCUGGCUGGCAUCAGCAUGGAGACCGCCGACGUGGACAACAUCCUGCAGCAGAUCAUAGAGGUCAACUCACUGAAGCUGUGAUCAGUGUUGUUAUAAAAUCAAGAUUGAUGUGUAUUUCUAUUGAAAGUUUGGAUUGGACUUUGUAGUCUUUGUUCUCAGAGUUGUUAGACAAACACAAAUCAAGCUGGUUUUACCUGCACACAUAUUGCCAGUGGCAGUUCCAAUUUUCAUCCAUUUUCGGCGCUCGUAUAUUUUGAGAAGCAUUGCUGUGAGCAUUUCUGUCCAAUUCACGUAGAUGUAACUUUUACUUUGAUAUUUUCCAUUUCUAGAAAGUGUGAUGCAUUGCUUUUUUUGUUUUUUAAUCUGUUUUUAAUGACUAUUUAAAUAAGUUUUAUACGCAUGUGGUCAACUUGGAGGCAUACUUGUUUCUAGAUUUUUUCACACACACAUAAAUGAGACUUUUCACGUUUGCAUUAAAAUGCUGAAAUCA
This is a messenger RNA of Pseudoliparis swirei, 3957 nucleotides long. RefSeq lists its product as uncharacterized. Gene Ontology annotation, molecular function: zinc ion binding; ATP hydrolysis activity. Bases 708 to 3548 code for a protein of 946 amino acids. NCBI's taxonomy places the organism in Eukaryota, Metazoa, Chordata, Actinopteri, Perciformes, Liparidae. The record is from RefSeq and is a predicted model, not a curated record. Gene Ontology annotation, cellular component: nucleoplasm; nucleus. The transcript is spliced from 17 exons.